UACAUGAGGUGUAUUUUUUUGGUGGUAACUUCAGUAAAUUUGAUCGCCAGUCAUGACAGACCGACGCGUCCAGGCGCUUCUGUUGGACCUGGACAACACGCUGAUCGACACGGCUCGAGCGGGACACGUGGCCUUACAGAAGACCGGCGAACUUCUGAGGACGACGCUGGGCCUUGAUGACGACACCGUCGGCAGCAUUUGUGCCAAGUUCCAGCAGAAGCUCUUCCACGAGAGUUUUGAUGCCACAGCGGGCAGAUCCAUAGACGAGGUGCGGGUGGGCCACUGGCAGGAGAGCAUCGAGGAGGCGGCGGGGAGCUGUCCCAAACCCUCUCUGCCAGCUGAGUGCUACCACUUGUGGAAAAACAGUCGCCUGGAGGUGCUCAGGCUGUCGCCGGCUACAUGCAGCCUGCUGAAGGCCCUGCGGCCCAGAUACAAGCUGCUGCUGCUGACCAACGGGGACACUCAGACGCAGAGGGAGAAAGUGGCGGUGGUGGGAUGUGAGGAGUUCUUCGAUGCCGUCGUGGUCGGCGGGGAACAUGCCGAGCAGAAACCGUCAGUCUCCAUCUUCAGACACUGUUUCACUCUGCUGGGGGUGGAGGCCCAGGACUGUGUGAUGGUGGGAGACUCGCUGGACACCGACAUCCAGGGGGGCUUCAACGCCGGGGUUCAGGCUACAGUUUGGAUCAACAACACAGGCCGCGCUCUGCCAGACGGUUCAGUGAAACCAGACUUUACCAUUCCAACUGUGCUAGACCUGCCCGAUAUCCUGGCGAAACUGGAAUGAAGCAACCUGAUAAAACAAACCAUUUGUGAACCAAUCAAAUGAGGAGGAAGAUCAUUAAAGAAGCUGGGAUAUCGUGGGAAUUUCAUUAUAUUUAAGUUUAGUGGUGAAUAUGAAAUGAAUACUGGUCCAACUUGAAUAUUUGAGCCUUAAGUACCUCGCUAAGCUGCAUGCAACACAC
Molecule: messenger RNA, 962 nt
Organism: Myripristis murdjan (pinecone soldierfish)
Lineage: Eukaryota; Metazoa; Chordata; Actinopteri; Holocentriformes; Holocentridae
Gene: nanp
Product: N-acetylneuraminic acid phosphatase
Exons: 2
Coding region: 53-784 (243 amino acids)
Biological process (GO): N-acetylneuraminate biosynthetic process; dephosphorylation
Molecular function (GO): N-acylneuraminate-9-phosphatase activity
Source: RefSeq, a predicted model, not a curated record